AUGACUUCCUUUGGGGCAAAAGAAAUUAAGGAGGGUCAUUUUAUGCCUACCUUUAAGGUGGAAGGACAAGUUUAUCAUCUCAUAGGUAGCCUUUUACCGCCAUCAGGACAAAUUCCCCAAUUUUUGCAGAUAUAUUUUAUUUCCGAUGCUGAUCAACUAUCAUUGCGAUCAAACACGGCUCCCAUGCUAAAACUAAAUUUGAUAAACGAAUUGCAGACCAUGUUGAAUAGCCACAAUGUUUACAUACGAAGUUUUAAACAUAGUAUUGAACUCAAUACCCCCGACAGUUUGAAAUUGAUCAUUUACUCUGAUCGCACACCCCAUACAGAACACAGAGGAAGAUAUAACGCCCCUUCAAUAAAUGAAGUGGCCGUUCUCUUGGUUGAUGAAGACAAAGGACCCAGGGAUAUAGUACUGAACGGUAGAGACGGACAACUAAAACGAGUGUCGGAAUUACAUCGAGCAUAUGAUCCGCUACAAUAUCCGUUGAUGUUUGCAUCAGGAGACGAUGGAUAUUAUUUAACUAUUCCUCAGCAGAAUUCCUCAAGAAAUAAGACUGUGUCAUGUAUGCAAUAUUAUGCAUACCGUUUAAUGAUUGGGGCCAACUGUUUUAAUGCACUCCAUUAUUACAAAGAUUUGUUUAAUCAAUAUUGUGUGGAUAUGAUGGCGAAGAUGAUUUCCGAAAGGUUAAAUUUUGUUUAUCGAAACCAACAAAAGCUUAGAGCGGAUGACUAUAUUCAUUUAAGGGAUGCUUUAAACCAAGACGCAAGGGUAAUUGCAGCUAAUAUCGGACAGCAUGUCAUCUUGCCGUCAUCAUUUACUGGUUCUCCAAGGUAUCUCCACGAAAAGACACAAGAUGCAAUGACAUACGUGCGCAAUUAUGGAAGGCCAGAUCUUUUCAUAACUUUCACCUGUAAUCCAGAUUGGCAAGAAAUAAAACAGGAACUUUUUCCCGGUCAACGGUCUUUCGACCGGCAUGACAUCAUAGCUCGAGUGUUUCACUUAAAAAUGAAGAAAAUGAUAAAAAUAUUAACAAAAGACGCGAUUUUUGGGCCGGUUAAAUGUUAUAUGCUUACUGUUGAGUGGCAAAAAAGAGGAUUGCCGCAUUGUCAUAUGUUGCUUUGGUUGAACUCAAAAGUACAACCCGAUGAAAUUGAUAAAAUAAUAGUUGCCGAACUACCUAAUAAAGACGAAGACCCAGUAUUAUUUGAGAUAGUCACAAAGAAUAUGGUACAUGGACCAUGUGGACAAGAAAAUUUGACUUCUCCGUGCAUGAAAAAUGGGAUAUGUACAAAAAAAUAUCCACGACGUUUCGUGACUGAAACCAAGACCGGUGAGGAUGGGUAUCCCGUUUAUCGACGACGCGAUAUCGACAACGGAGGGCAGAUUGCUGCAUUGAAAGUCCGAGGGCGUACGGUUAAUAUAGACAACAGAUGGAUCGUUCCAUAUUCCCCAAUACUAUGUCGAUCUUUUAAUGCUCAUAUUAAUGUUGAAUAUUGUCAUUCCGUACAAGCCAUAAAAUACAUAUGUAAAUACAUUAACAAAGGAUCGGAUCAUGCAACUUUCAGUGUCAGAAAUGCUCACGAUGAAGUUGAAAAUUAUUUGAACGGCCGGUACAUAAGUACAUCUGAAGCAGUGUGGAGGAUAUUAGAGUUUCCUAUACAUGACAGACACCCUACCGUAGUACACCUAGCAGUACACCUUGAGAAUGGACAACGAGUGUACUUCUCAGCGGAAAAUAUAGCGCAAAAUCCACCAAAAACGACACUUACGGCGUUUUUUGACCUAUGCCACAGUGAUGGUUUUGCUAAAACACUACUCUAUCACGAAGUUCCUCAUUAUUAUACAUGGGCUAACAAUAAAUUUUCUAGAAGGAAACGUGGCCAAGAAGUAGUUGGACAUCCCGGUAUAAAAAAAGAUGCGGCACUGGGAAGAGUAUACAGCGUUCAUCCUUCCCAGUCAGAGUGUUUUUAUCUCAGGAUACUGCUUCAUCAUGUACGUGGCCCAACAUCGUUCCAAGAUUUAAAAACCGUUGACGGAGUUGUUAAAGAAACUUACCAAGCCGCUUGCCGAGAAAGGGGUUUGCUAGAAGAUGAUAACCAAUGGGAAACUACUUUGAGAGAAGCUUCGAUUUCUCAAUGUCCGUUAAGGCUGAGAGAGUUGUUUGUGGUAAUAUUAUUAUUUUGUUUUCCCUCGGAACCUCUCAAAUUAUGGGACACGUUUAAAGAUGAUUUGUGUGAAGACAUCAGACAUAUAGCCCAAGAACAAGGUUCCGAUUAUGAUGUAUAUAACAAAGGUUUGAUACAAAUCGAAAACAAACUUUUAGAAUUAAAUGACAAAAGUUUAAGAGACUUUGGAUUACCUUCUCCGAAUCGCUCACAAAAUGUAGUUGAUGCCAUACCGUGCCGUAUAUAUGAUGUUAACGACACGAGUUGUCAGAAUUUGUCAAUUCCAAUGUACCCAAAUCAACAGUCUGUAUGUUCAAUCCGUAAAAAUGGUACACUGGGAAAGCUCUUACAGGACACGUCGCUGAUUAUUUGGGAUGAGUGCACCAUGAGCCAUAGAGCUCAUGUAGAAGCAGUGGACCGCACAUUAAAAGAUAUAAGAAACUCAUGCAAUAUGAUGGGUGGCCUAACUUUUGUUUUCGCUGGAGACUUUCGCCAAACUCUACCAGUUGUAACAAAAGGUACACGUGCCGACGUUAUUAAAGCGUGCCUUAAAUCAUCACCUUUGUGGCUAUCAAUUAAAACUCUCAAUUUGCGCACGAAUAUGAGAGCACAUUUAUGCAAUAACCGCGGUGGUAAUUUCUCAGAAAAUAUACUUAAAUUAGGAGACGGAAAAUUUACUACUCCAAUUGCAAACAGCUCCCAAGUACUUUUGGAUAUUGGAUUGGCCCAAACUGUUCACAGUCUAGAAAUUCAUAUAGACAAAAUCUAUCCCGACAUCAACAAUCUUACAGAGUACAUUCAUUUACGUGACCCCGUAAUCGGCAACAUAGAUGCAACGAAUGACAUCAACAAUAUUGGUACCGCAUGUAUUCUCCAAUCAUCAUACACUGGUAGCCCGCGUCAUAUGCAGGAAUAUAUUCAAGAUGCCAUGACUUACGUACGUGCAUACGGCCGACCUGAUCUUUUUAUCACAUUUACGUGUAAUCCAAACUGGGAUGAAAUCAAAAGUUUACUGUUGCCAGGUCAUCGAUGCACAGUCAUGAUGUCACUGUACGUGUCUUUAAACAAAAAUUAA
Messenger RNA from Eupeodes corollae, 3243 nucleotides. RefSeq lists its product as uncharacterized. NCBI's taxonomy places the organism in Eukaryota, Metazoa, Arthropoda, Insecta, Diptera, Syrphidae. The transcript has 3 exons. The coding region runs from base 1 to 3243 and encodes 1080 amino acids. Gene Ontology annotation, biological process: DNA repair; telomere maintenance. Gene Ontology annotation, molecular function: DNA helicase activity. The record is from RefSeq and is a predicted model, not a curated record.